CACCUGAUGGUGAGAUCAGAGCUCAGACUAGUUUCAGUUAUAAGGAAGAGAAACUCACACAGUCACUGACACUGAGAGGAGAAAUGGCACAGAAAGGAGUUCAGCUGGACCAAGAAACCUUCUCUUGUUCCAUCUGUUUGGAUCUACUGAAGGAUCCGGUGACUACAGCCUGUGGACACAGCUACUGCAUGAACUGUAUUAAAUCCCACUUUGAUGAAGAGGACAGGAAGCGAAUCCACAGCUGCCCUCAGUGCAGGAAGACUUUCACACCAAGGCCUGUCCUGGAGAAAAACAUCAUGUUAGCAGCUUUAGUGGAGCAGCUGAAGAAGACUGGACUCCAAGCUGCUCCAGCUGAUCACUGCUAUGCUGGACCUGAAGAUGUGGCCUGUGAUGUCUGCACUGGGAGGAAGCUGAAAGCCAUCAAGUCCUGUUUAGUCUGUCUGGCCUCUUACUGUGAGAAACACCUCCAACCUCACUAUGAUGCAGCUCCAUUAAAGAAACACAAGCUGGUGGCCCCGUUCAAGAAGCUCCAGGAGAACAUCUGCUCUCGUCAUAAAGCCAUGGCAGAGGUCAGCUGGCAAGAUCAGGCUUUGCUGGGAAUCUAUCUUCAGUUACUAAAUGAGACCAUGAAGGAUCAACUCGCUCUCGAGAUGAGCCCAUAA
Molecule: messenger RNA, 662 nt
Organism: Oreochromis niloticus (Nile tilapia)
Lineage: Eukaryota; Metazoa; Chordata; Actinopteri; Cichliformes; Cichlidae
Product: E3 ubiquitin/ISG15 ligase TRIM25-like
Exons: 2
Coding region: 84-662 (192 amino acids)
Source: RefSeq, a predicted model, not a curated record